Molecule: messenger RNA, 1773 nt
Organism: Pezoporus occidentalis (night parrot)
Lineage: Eukaryota; Metazoa; Chordata; Aves; Psittaciformes; Psittacidae
Gene: RNF229
Exons: 1
Coding region: 379-1353 (324 amino acids)
Biological process (GO): proteasome-mediated ubiquitin-dependent protein catabolic process; protein localization to mitochondrion; protein K29-linked ubiquitination
Cellular component (GO): endoplasmic reticulum membrane
Molecular function (GO): ubiquitin protein ligase activity
Source: RefSeq, a predicted model, not a curated record
AGCUGGCACAGCGGCAGCACCAGCUCGUUGCCUUCUCCUCCAGACUGUGGCGGGUCAGUUCUGCAUCGGCGCUGGGCAGGAAGAGGAAGAGGAGGAGGAGGAAGUGACUUUUGGAUGCUCACGAUCACCUCAGCUCUCGGGGUGGCCUGUCGGUGAGGGUGAUGGGGGCACACGCUGCUUUCGGGGGUCCUGACCUGUCGGUCUGGGAGGGAGCCCCAAAUCGUGCCGGAGGAAUGGCGGGACUCGGUGCAGACGCCGCUACCCUUGAGCCCUCGUGGCACCGGUGCUGAAGGCCGCGUCCUGCCCUGGAGCAGCACCCACAGCCUGCACCCAGCCCGGAGGGGACCCAGCGGGUGUCGGUAAGGGGGUGCCUGCCUUAUGGCUGCCCCCAUGGAGCCAGCAGCAGGCGAGGGAGCAGAGCCUGGCCCACAGCCGGUGCAGGCAGCAGGGGAAUGCUGUGCUGGGCAGCAAAGUGAGACUGAGGGCUUGAGGGGUCCCCAGGACCUACCCCAGCUCUGCGGAGAGGCUCCCACCGCUGCCUGGGGACUCUGCAACCCGCCGCCGGUGCAGGAUGCAAUGGAGCCUCUCCUGCCCAGGCACGUUGAGCCGCCUGCCCACGCUGCCACCCUGCCUGCGGGGCAUGACCCUCCUGCUGCUGCCAGCCCCAUCCUGCCGCAUGGGGAGAGCCCAGCAUCGUGGAGGGGUUCCCCCAGUCUGGAAGGUGCCUCCAGCUCCAUCCUGAGCCUCUCCAUUGAGGAAAAGCAGACACUGAGCGAUGAGGCGGCGGCAGCGGAGCCGUGCCACUUGCCGGCGGGUGGCGAGGAUGAGUGCCCCAUCUGCACAGAGCCCUACGACGAGCAGCGGCACAAACCGGCGCUGCUCAACUGCAACCACGGGCUGUGCCGCGCCUGCCUGCGCGCCAUCAUGGACACAGCUGCCAGCGCCGAGUUCGGCCGCGUGCGCUGCCCCAUCUGCCGCCAGAAGACGCCCAUGCUGGAGUGGGAGAUCUGCAAGCUGCAGGAGGAGCUGCUCCUGCUGCACGCCCAGCCCGGCUCCCCGGGGACCCUGGUCAGCCCCCGGCCCCCUGCCCUGCCACCGCGGCGCCCGGGCCUCGCCGGCGCCCUGGAGCAUCGCUUCCACGUGCGCUUCCACACCAGCCGCAUGUUUGGGUGCCUGCCCUGCAUCCGCUACCCAGCCUGCCUCAUCCGUGCGCUGGCGCGGCUCGAGCGCCGCUGCCGCUGCUGCUACCUCCUGCUGCUGGGGUUGCUGCUGGUGGCAGAGAUGCUCAGCCUGCUCCUCAUCUUCCUCCCCGUCCUCCUGAUGGUGCUGCUCUUCCUCAUCCUCGACAAAUAAGCCUCCGUGGGCCAUGCAAGGGGAGAAGAGGAGCACUGCUCCCGCUUCGCCCCUGGGGUGAGGAUGCCAGGGUGGGAGCACGCCUGUGAACCUGGAUGCCCGGGAUACCCUGCGCUGCCAGUGAGCCCAGGGCGGUUGAGGCAGCAGAGGAGGUGGAGUGGGCAGCCAAGGGAGGUGAUCCUGGAGCUGGCCAUUGCCUGCGUCCCACCACGCACCAGGUGACACAACACUGCAGCAGUGAAGGGGCGGAUGGAGCAGGAGGGCACAUAGUUGGCAUGGGCUGGGAACCAGAGGGGCUCUGCGGGCAGAGCAGGGCUGUCCCCCAUGGGGGCUGUGCCAGGGGCUGCACUGCCUGUGUUGGGACAGAUGGACUGGGCUUCCCCAGCAUGGACUGGAAAUACAAGUGGCAUUUGUGUCAUG